AAUCUUUUAAUUUUCAUAAAAGAAGGGACACAACCUGAUCCGUUCACUAGAUCCGCGCCCCUGAUUAACGUAGUCUUAUCAAUAUGCAAUAUGCCUAUACACGGAAUUAUGUGCGUUACACCCGUACAGUAUAGAUCGAUCACCAACAGAAUUCACACAUCCGCACCUAAGAGGAAGUUCGAAGGUUACGUCGGGGCCUGGGGAAAUGUAUCACCACACCGUGUAUAGCAUGUAUAUGAAUAAAAGCACUGCCUGUACGCCGUUCCCACCGGCUUUUUAAAGACCAGCGUUGCCAGGUGUGAACAGGUGCCCGUUCUUCGGUUUCAUGGCGGAGCUUUACAAGAAGACACUUCAUAAAUCCCAAGUUCCCGCCUAUUUCCACGUGCCUUACGUAGAGUCCGGCUACCGCUACUCUCAACAACCAUGGACGUUUUACAUCUACAGCGUUUUCUACAACAACAUGGAAACCCUCAACGUAUGGACGCACGUCGUGGGAUCGCUGGUGAUGACGUCACGGCUGUACCAGAUCUACAUAACCUUUGACCUCCGAGACCCCUACACAUGGCCCCUUUUAGCGGCCGUUCUGUCUUUCAUGGCAAUGUUUGUGACUAGUAGCGCUGCUCACAUGUUUUCUCACAAGUCCAUGGCGGUGAACUGCUGUAUGUUUAUGGCCGACUUUGCAUGCAUUGGUCUCUAUGGUUACGGCACGAUAUUAACGCACUAUUAUUAUUCACUGGACCAAUAUUUCCUUGAUUCAGUUCUACUGAGAAACGUUUUCUACUUCGGUUCAGUGCUGGCUGUUCUUAGCUGUGCCUUUGGCUCCAUGUCCAAAGCCAUCGUCCAUGAUCUCAAUUCGAAACGACGGACGGCGCUGAUAGUGUCCGGAUUAGGCUUAAUUUACAUCCUGUCCAAUGUUCCGAUCAUGCACCGGAUUUGGAAUUCUGAGUGGACGGACGGAAUCGUUCACCACCUAAAACAAAUGUCCAGCAUGAUCGCCGUCUGCUUUUUCUACUCCACCAAGCUUCCCGAGCGCCUGUCCCCAGGGACCUUUGACUUUAUCGGCAACAGUCAUCAGAUCUUUCACAUCCUGCUGGUGCUCUGCACUAUGAGUCACUUAGACGGCGUCGUCUGGGACAUCAAGUUCCGGCAGGCAUUCGUAGUCCCUCGGCCUCCACCCUCACUCUGGAAUACUUUCGGAAUCAUCUUUCUUAUAUGUAUAGCGGAUCUAGUGACAAUAAACUACUUUUACUCCGCUUUUAAAGAUCGGACGAUGUGCAAAAAACACGAGAAUAAUAACUAAACUAGAUUAUAUCAGAAGGUCGACACGAGUGACGUUUUAGCAUAGAUACAGGCAUCCAAUGUAAUAGUUUUAAUGUAUGCAAGUUUGUACGAGUGACGUUUUAGCAUAGAUACAGGCAUCCAAUGCAAUAGUUUUAAUGUAUGUACGUUUGUUAUGUGGUUUGCAAUCUUUCUGAAAGACUUAAGAAGAGCUGCAUAUUCUUCCCCUUUACAGGAAGAAAUUGAUCAAACUGAAAUCCGACAUGGCUGUAAUAUUCUGAAGUAAAAAGAUCUGCAGUUUUAGAAUUCCUCAAAUUAGUUUCUGUAUUUUCCUAGUUACAUGCUGUGGCGGUUAUUGUGUAUUUAUUUACUUCUUUAUAUAUCACAAUUUUAUAUACAUACAAGCACCAUUUUCUUGCCCGUUAAUUAUUUUGAACAAAGCUAAUGAACUGAGCACAUUCCAAUAACAUUUAGAUAUUUUAUCUUAGUACAUGUAUAUAUAAAGACACUGAAUGGAAGUGAACAGCAGGCAAAAUGCUUGUAUAUGUUCUCUCCUACAAUAUAUAACAUAUUCCAAUAACAACUUGCCAAAAUCAAGACAAACCUUGAUUAUAUAGGGUAAUGGCGUCUUUCAGUGACGUUGAUGAUUUGUGAUGUUACGUAUUUAUGAGGUUUCACACAUCGAAUUAUUAUUACUUUUAUAUACGUAUUUUAUGGAUCUAUAUAAUCUUUUGGGUAAUGCAAUAUAUCAGACUGAUUUUACUUGUACAUGUAUACGGUUCUAUUCCAAGGGUUGGAGUUUUAUACUUGUUGAUUAAAUAUUUAAACAGUUA
Magallana angulata is the source of this 2111-nucleotide messenger RNA. RefSeq names its product membrane progestin receptor alpha-like. The record is from RefSeq and is a predicted model, not a curated record. The transcript has 2 exons. The coding region runs from base 326 to 1300 and encodes 324 amino acids. NCBI's taxonomy places the organism in Eukaryota, Metazoa, Mollusca, Bivalvia, Ostreida, Ostreidae. Gene Ontology annotation, cellular component: membrane. Gene Ontology annotation, molecular function: signaling receptor activity.